This is a messenger RNA of Cataglyphis hispanica, 7265 nucleotides long. RefSeq lists its product as uncharacterized. Gene Ontology annotation, molecular function: sequence-specific DNA binding. Lineage: Eukaryota; Metazoa; Arthropoda; Insecta; Hymenoptera; Formicidae. The transcript has 3 exons. Gene Ontology annotation, cellular component: nucleus. The coding region runs from base 266 to 4735 and encodes 1489 amino acids. The record is from RefSeq and is a predicted model, not a curated record. Gene Ontology annotation, biological process: regulation of mRNA processing; regulation of transcription by RNA polymerase II.
AGGACGGAUAGCGAGGAGAGAAAGAGAGAGAGAGAGAGAGAGAGAGAGAAAGAGGAGAGAAGAAUAGCCGUGUACUACUAUACUGUUCUGGGGAGGGAGGGCCGAGCCCCUGCGAGGACUGUGAAAAAAAAAAAGGUAUACAAUGAAGAGAGAGAGAGAGGGUAUGACAUGUCAAUGUAGCAAAUGACACGUAAAGAGGGAGAGAAGGUGAGAGUGAGAAAGAGGCAAACUUGAAGAGAGAACGGACGCCCGAAACCGCGGUAUAAUGAAGGAACACGGAAAUAAACAUCCGGCGGAACCGGCGGCGAAGACGCUCAAGUCGCUGCUGAAGAAGCCCGGUCAGACGAAGGCCAAGUCGCAGAAGCAUCGCGUGGUGAUCAACGAGAAGCUAAACGAGUUCUUCGCGGCCGAUUACAUCAUACUGAUCAAGGAGGAGUGCUGCGCCGAUUACGAGGAGGACUGCGACUGCUGCUACCAGGAGCACGAGUUCAUGCGGCUUGGCAAUUGCAAGGAGUGCCGGGCGGAAUUGAACCUGCACUUCGGCCUCGGCAACGGCAGAUACGGCGAGAUGCCGAGGGGGGUUGAGCAGACGUUGCGCGAGACCGCCGCGCGUCCUGGAAUCCACGGCAAGGGUCAGCAGGGUCGCGAGGACUCGCAGGAGGACGACGACGAGGAGGACGAGGAGGAGGCGGACGACGGCGAGGAGGAAGAGGACGACGAGGAGGAGCGGGAGGACGAGGAGGAGGACGAGGUUGAGAACGGCAAGACGGAGAGGACGACGACGUCGGUGGAAGGGAAGAACGCGAGCGAGCGAAAGGACGCGGAGGACGCGGCGAAGGGACGCCCCCGAUCGAAGGAGACCGCUCAGGAUUCUUCUCAGGAGGAGAACGGGAGCGUGGUUCCGCCACCACCGACGCCGCCACCGCGGCACGAGCAGCAGGAAACGCUCAGCCCGCCGGAGGGUUACAAAGACGUCUGCUCCAACAGCGAGAUCGCCAACGAGACGGAGCAGCGUACGUGCACAGAGUGCAAUUAUCAGCAACAGGCAACGCAGGAGUGCGAUUCGCAAGCGAAAGAUCAUGGAAAUAAGGUGGAUACACAAGAUAGCAAGGACACGAUGCACGAGGAUUGUCAAAGAAAUUUGCAAGAAAGACUGGAUAAACAGCAACGGGCAUCUCUCCCCGAUUUGCAUCAUCGUUAUCUCGUGGAAACAAUAACAAUGACAACUGUUACGGAGCGGCGUAUCGUGCGGGAAAUUAGCGAGGAGGAGCGAAAGGAUUGCUACGGACGACCCGACACGGAUAAAGACAAGAAUGUUUGCGACGUCCCGAAAGAUAAUGGUUUUAAUCCGGCGCUUUGUCCCGGGACAGGCGUUCACGAGAAUGCAGGGCAGUUGAUCGCGCCGCGAUGUAACGAGUCGGAUGUCACAGAGGAAAUCGAACACGCGAACGCCAAAAAUCCUACGACGGGCAAUGACAAAAGGGAGGCGACAGUGGAAGCGGAACGCAUCAGCGAUCAAACGACGACGACGACGACAACGGUGGGCGAGCAAUCGCGCGAGCAGGACGCGAAAGAGUUGUCCCUUAUGUUCAAGCUGGGUAACGUGUCCCUCGCCAGUAACAGUCUGAAGCCGAAUUCCGCGGUGAGACAACUUUUUCCUAACCCGAAGUUCAUCUCGCCACCGCCGGCACCUGCCAACAAAGCGACUUGCCCGGAACAUUCUCAAGACGCGGAGGCGCAAAAGUUUCUGAUCACCGCCGAGAGUCUACGGUUGUUCGACGCCGUGAAAAAAUCGACGAUUCCCGGCGGCUCGUACGAGUCACCGGAAUGCGAAUCGUCCAACUCGAUCAAGAGAUCCAUCGAGCGGAACACGCUGCGUCGGAGUCUGAUCGGCAAGUAUAACACGAUAUCGCGCAAGAAGAAUCUACGGCCCAAGAAUCUGUCGUUAGAGGAGCGAAUCAGACAGCUCACGUGCGUCGAUCAGGAUGAUGAGAACGUGACGGACACGACGGACAGUUCCGAUAACACCAUUUCUGGUACGGGAGAUGCCAAGUACCAGAGCGGAGAUCUCUCGAUACGAACGUCACCGUUGGGCGAGGAACGGCCUAUGUGCGAAUCGCUGCCGGCGAGCGGGGCGUCGACGGAAAUCACUGCCACUUCAACGAUGGUCCCGACAAGAUCGAGCUCUCUGACGACGAUGACGACAACAGCGAUGACGACGACAGCGGCCAGCACGAUGACGUCCAUGAACACGCACGGGCACAAUUCGACGCUCGGAAUGCCAAUGCUGGUGACAGACAACCCAUCGAAUCCUCAAUCGUCCACCUACCGGAAGAUCACGGAUCUGUUUGCGCACAAGAAAAAUAUCCAGUCGAAUUUGCCCGAUCUCGGGAUCGGCGGAAGGAAUCUCCUCGCCAAGGAAUGUCAGUCCAAGAAUCCAUUGACGAAGAUGAACUCGGACGUGCGAAGGCAAUUGUUGGCAAGUCUGGCGCCGCUUUCUUGUGUCGCCGUCAAUAAUUCCGAUAACCAGGAGGAUUAUUAUCGAAACGAAUCCAGGAUAUUGGCGAAUCGCGAGUCGAUAAACUAUAACUCGGACUCGUCGUAUAGUUUGGAGGACAUAGAGGCGGUUUUGAACGGCGAGGAUAGAAAGUACGCCGGUCAACCUGACGUGACAAGAUGCACACCGAUAGGCAGCAGACCUGAUAUUGGCGACAACGCCGCUGACGAGUUGCUUGCGUUUGUCGAGCAGGACAAGUCAAGGAUGGAGCGGAUAAAACGCCGCUAUAAUGAGUCGGAGGACCGUUACGCGUUCAUUAACGGCUAUCAUUCCGAGGACAAGGCCGUGAAUACGUCGUCCAACGAGAAUUAUGACAGCAAAGGCAUCAAGAAUCACGACGCUCAGGUGGACAACGAGCAAGAGGACGACGACGACGACGAGCUCAACGAUUACGGCUUCAAUAGGCGACCGUCGGUGACGGGUAUCAAACAGCAGUAUGAAGUUACUAACGACGUUACCCAUCGACCGCGAUCUUGCGUCGGUGCGGCCAAUAACUUCAAUGACGCGAGACCGAGCUCAAUGUAUUUACCGAUGUACUGCGACGUGAACGGCGAUAAGAUCGAUGCCAAAUCGCUACUGGCCGCCGAUGGAGACGAGACGAUUCCCAUAUCUGCUGAUGCGUACGCCGCGGUAGGAAGCUUCGAGCGAGACACGAACACGAUCAAUCGCAUAAACACGAUGCAGAGACAGAUCGAUGAUAUAUAUCAGACCAUCGCCGAAAGCACGGCGGUCACGGCCAACAUUCAGGGUGUCUCCGAGCACGCGACCUAUCUGGAGAACACGGUACCGCGGCAGUUUGUCGUCAGGACACCGUCCGGUGACGGCGGCGCACAUCUGUACGCCGAGCACAGGAAUGGUCAUCACUACUUCCAGGAGCAGCACCAGCUCUCCAACACGCGCAUGUUGCGUAUCGCGGGCGGCGGCGACGAUGUCGCGGGCGCGAUAUAUACCAACAGCCUGUCAAAGAUGCAACGUCGUAAUCCACCGGUAACGAUCGCAAAUUAUCACUGCAACGUACUGCCCGGCGGUGCCGUACCCAAUACCACCAAGUGUUAUCGCACCAUGUAUUUUGUGCCGUACAGCGGCAUAUCGGAUCCCACGUAUCAGAACUUACAGCGCAUCCUGCCGCCGCAUUCCUCGCCAAAUUACGCCAGUCACAUCGAACGAUAUCCGUAUCCUCGUCUGAAUAAGACGAAUCAGCAACAACAAGCGUUGUACUACAAUGCGAAUCGUUCUGCCACGUCGCAUUCCAAUUUGAAUACAUCUCCGCCCGUACCGCCCCCUCCCCCGCCACCACCGCCGCUCGCGUCCGUCUCGAGUCCGAACUCCCUGCAAGGUGGCCAACAAGCCUUGCACCUACAUAUACACCCGCACCCGCAGACCGAAGAAGCCUUUCGAUCGCCCAACAUGGCGUUCUCCCCCGUGCCGCACUCGGCGGUGCAUCAUCCCAUGCAGUUCCAUCAUCAUCAGCAUCAACAUCAGCAUCAUCAUGGCGGCGAAAUGGCAUCGUAUCGGGUAAUGACGCAACAAUCGCCACCUUCGUAUACAGUAAUCGCGCCCUCGAGAUGUAUACCAGCAAGUAAUCAGGACGGCUAUCCGUUGUAUCCGGCACAUUUGGCACGUGGUAACACUGUCGUCGGCGCCGCGGCGGACGUGCAAACGCAGACGAUCACAGUCUCGGCCGCCUCAUCGUACUCGUCCUCCUCAUCCUCGUCGUCGUCAUCGUCCUCCUCUUCCUCAUCUUCAUCGUCGUCCUCAGCGUCCGCUUUGUCGUCAUCUUCGUCUACCGCUUCGGCCACCGUCGCUCCCCUCAAGUGCACCGGAAUCAGCAACAAGAGCUGCGAACAACCAAUCUUGGGGGCGUCUUACAACGGUGCGCAAUCAGCAACGGGCAACGCCGCUCCGCUCGUGUGUUCAACGUCGACGACGACGACGGCCGUAUCCUCGAUGAUGCCGAUGCAACUGUCACGAGCUGUCAACACGUGCGCGGUAACAGAACGCGGGGUCCCCGAGGGCGCCGCUAGCCUGCCCACUCGGGACUAUCAACAAUCGUCUAGCUCGGCGAACCCGACGCCGCACGUCCUGCUGAUGUCCAAUUCUUAUGUCGAUCCCAACGCCGGUCUUAUGUCCACCCCGACCAAUACUACUAACACUGUAUACUACGCCAUGAACGUUUGAAGACAAACGACGAUGGAAUAUGGAAAUUGUGAAUGCGCGUCCGAUGAAGGAUGCCUGAAAAAUUUCACGGAAAUUUAGAACAUCGCUGCGAUAUCCUCGCGGACACAUUUGCAUCGCCUGGGAAGUAUUACGUGAAGAAGCUUUCAGAAGUUAAACUGAUUGAUUCUACUUUUUGUAAAUUUCUUAAUUUUAAUACCAGAACACGCAUGUGUGAAAUUCUGCUAUUAAAAUUAAGAAAUUUAUACGAAGAGUAGAGUUGAUCAAUUUUUUUUCCCCGAGAGGCUCAUAUCGCAUCGCUAGGCCUCGAAUGAUUUUGACGAGUGGUUUAUAUGUAGCGGAAAUGCGCAUUAAUCUAGAGAGAGAGAGACUCGCCGUUUUUCCACCUCCUUCUGCAAUCGGUCGUAUGCACUGUAGCGGAAAUUAUUUGACGGCAUCUUGACGGCAUCAUUAAGGGUAAAAUUUUUCUCUUAAUUUUUUUCCGAUUUGGCAUAUAUAUCGCUUUCUUCAUUCUUUCUUUUUUUUUUUUUGUCAUUUAUCCAUCUUUGCAAUAUUUUUUUCCGCAAUUAAAAACAACGCGAAAAGAGCCUCGUUUACAGAAAGCCUAAUUUCCUUUUAUAGACUGCAAGAGUUAUAUAUUUUUUCUUAAAGAGAUGCGACCGACGAGACCCGUGUAGGAUCUGCUUAGGAUUAUAUUAGGCAUUGAAUGAAAUCAUAAACAAUAUUUAGACACGAAAAUAUAUUCAUUGCAAACUUUUCACUAAUAUAUAUUAUAUAUAUAUAAUGUAGUAAAAAUAUUAUUAUAGAAAAUGUAUAUGUAUAUGUGUUGCGCUAUAUUCCACUUGCAUUAAUGCACUCUGGUAUUAUUUUCGUUACUCGUUAUUUGACACACGAUUGUCAUUUACACGAUAUCGAUAUUAGCGAUAUAAUAUAAUGUGUUAGUUUGAAAAUUUUAUAUUAUUUUACACUUGUUAUAUCACAUCGCGAUAUUGUAACAUUGUACAAACUUUUUACACUGUAGAUAUUUUCAGUUAGUGAUCAGCGAUUCUAGGAUUUAUUCCUUUCCUAUAGUAUUGUAGAUAUAGCGACGAAGAUAGUUAGUACUUUGUUAAACACUAUCGUCAUUUAUGAUCUGACGAAGUUGUUAAUUUUUUGUUUUAAAUUACAACGAUAAUUUAUAAAACGCGAUCGGAACGUUAAUGUUAAAUUGGAAAAAUCGACGGAAAGAAGACUUAUCGCGGAAAAAUGCAUCGUGUAAGAAUUCUUCUAAAGAAGUCGCGGCAACGUCUGUAUGUUACACUUUACAAUAUUUCCGGAAAAAAGAGAGAGAGAGAGAAAGAAAGAUGAAAAUUCCGCGUUAUUCCAUGUUUUGUGUAGUAAAACUUUGUCUCUUUGAACGAAAGACGCUAUUCCCUUGAAUUUCACUUGUACGCUUCAUGCCAAAUUAAAACGUAUCAAUGCCUCUAGUCAGUAUAAAAUUAGUCUACUCCGUAAGAGAUGCAUGCGAAGAGAAUAGAAGCGAAUAGAAGAGAGAUAAAGAAAUAUAAGAUAUAAUUCUCACUCUUGUUAGUUAAUUUCUUCACCUCGCGCCGUCAACGGGGUUCGCCCGAGAUUUUUUCUCGCGUAUAACGGAGGCUCCCAAGAACGCGGCGCGUUAACCGAAACCAAAAUUACGUAGCGUAUCUAUAUUUACAGUUACAGUAGAAGCGACAAAUGUAUUUAACGAUCCUUUGACAUUUCAUAAUGACGACACUUAUUAUAAAUAGACGUACAUACAUAGGGAGUAAAUACAAAGUACUCUGCUUGCAAUUAGAAGGCAGAAUAUUUGUUACGGUUAUUUUGCGCUCUCUCAUCCUUCAGCAACACUCGUCGGCGUCUCUCAUCAGCAACUCGUUGAAAGUACAACCGUCUCGCGUAUAACUGUCUCCCGCGUUCGUAUAAAUUCAUUCAUUCCGAAGAUCGACAAUUGCGUAGUUCGAAUAGACAAUAUAUAGGGACACGCGAAUCUAUUUUUUAGCGUAGCCACUUUCGCUAAAUCUCUUCCGAAACCUAUAUACAUAAAGUAGUACCUCUAAUUAAGAUCGAGAAAUAAGAUCGCACGGCCUAUAUACAGUUCACACUCGUGGAACAAGAUAGAAAGUUAUUUAUUUUCUUUGUGCCAAAAGAAAAAGAAAAAAAAAAAAAUUUACAGGGAAUGUAUUACAAUGUAAUGGGCUAAGUAACGGGAUUGAAGAUGUAAAACACGCGUUCGACAGUCAAUUACGGCGAAUUCAUGAGAAGACGGGAGAGGUGAACCAAAUCGAACAUUUCUAUCGCGUCGAAGGAAUGAGACGAUUGAAUGUGUAAUUUUUCUCAUCUAUAAUGGACAUUGAUCGAUCGUAACGAUAUGACAUGCGCUUGGAAGAUACUCUUCGAUUCGUUGUUCUCGCGCGAGAGUGUUAAGUACGCGUAUUGUUAAAAAUAAUGACUCUGAUGAUUGAGGACUAUUUAUCACGGCAAUAUGAUAAACAAGAGAAAGAGACAAAUAUAUCUC